AUGAUUUUAGAAGCUAGGGAUAAGCCAAUUUUAGCAAUGUUGGAGUGGAUUAGAGUUAGGCUCAUGACCAAACAAUACAAAAAGAUGAGAGGUAUAGCAAAAUACACUGGAAAAGUUUGUCCUAAUAUUCAAGACAAAUUAGAGAAGUUAAAACAUGAAUCUAUACCUUUCAGUGCUACUCCAGCAAGCAGCUUCAUGUAUGAGGUUGAUAAUGGUCGUGAGAGACAUGUGGUUGACUUGGCUAAGAAAGCAUGCAGCUGUAGGAUUUGGGAUUUGACAGGACUUCCCUGCAAACAUGGGAUCUCUGCUAUUGUUAAGAACCUGGAGAAAGUGGAGGACUAUGUGCAUCCUUGUUACUUAAAAGAGACAUUUGCUGAAACAUACAAAGAGAUAAUACAGCCAAUGCCUGGCCAGUCUAAGUGGGUUAAGACUAACCAACCUGCUCCUGUUGCUCCUCAUGUGUAUAAACCACCUGGCAGACCACCAAAGCAAAGAAAAAGAGAUCCUGAAGAGCCAAGGAACCUUUAUAGAGUUUCUAGGAUGAACAAGACAAUCAAGUGUGGGAAGUGCAAGAAAGAAGGACAUAAUGCAAGAGGGUGCAAGGCAGGCAUCACUGGUGAAACUCCAUGGCAGAGAAGAGAUAGACUUGCUAAAUCAGCAGCUGCACAAGGCAGUAAAUCUACAAAAACAAAGCAGACUGCAACACCUCAAACUGCAUCUCAGCCACCAAGUGCUAGAUCUCAGAGUGCAUACAGAGCUUUUGGUCAAACUGCAUCUUAACCUGUACCAAACAAUAGAUCUGAGGCUGCAACUCAACCUGCAACUAGAUCUAAGGCUAACUGGUUCUCUUCAUCCUCACAACCAAGCUUCCAUACCCCUAGAGAGACAUGAGAUUCUUUACCAUCUCAGGCACCUCUGACUUGUUCUAUUUUGUUUAUUUUUUUCCUCUUACUUGCUAUUGUUGGAUCAUCUUGCUAACUGUUGGAUUUUGGUUAUGCAGCCAAGUGCAUCUGCUAGGGGGUUUAAAGGCAGAAAGUUUCAACCAGUUGGUGGAAAGGGCAAGAAUGCAGCUGGCAAGGGCAAGAAUGCAGCUGGCAAGGGCACCUAAAGUAGUAAAUGACAACUUGGAAGAUGUUAAAGUUUCAACAACUUUUUUGUUAUAGUUCACUUGUUUAAUGUAUAUGUCAAGUGUCAAAAACAAUA
Quercus robur (English oak) is the source of this 1203-nucleotide messenger RNA. RefSeq lists its product as uncharacterized. NCBI's taxonomy places the organism in Eukaryota, Viridiplantae, Streptophyta, Magnoliopsida, Fagales, Fagaceae. The transcript has 2 exons. Gene Ontology annotation, molecular function: nucleic acid binding; zinc ion binding. Bases 1 to 780 code for a protein of 259 amino acids. The record is from RefSeq and is a predicted model, not a curated record.